Messenger RNA from Cyclocybe aegerita, 303 nucleotides. The record is from the annotation of a GenBank genome assembly. NCBI's taxonomy places the organism in Eukaryota, Fungi, Basidiomycota, Agaricomycetes, Agaricales, Hemipholiotaceae.
AUGGACUCAAGCUUUUGCCAGGCCGGCUGGAACGCCGAACUCGAGGAUCGAGAGGUCGGUGUUUGCUGGAAUGUCGCCAGGCGGGUCUGGUCAUGGUUUUCCCUCUGCGCGUACUUGGGAUCUGGGGGCUCAGGCUUGCAACGCAUCAACGCAACGUUCAACUUCAAGAAUAGAAUCAAGUACAACACACAACAUAUUGAUAUCAACUUCAAAUAUCUCACAUUUUCAUUUCCUCCCUCCAAGUCGUCUUUGUUCUCUCUCAGUUUCAUCUUUUCAUCGCCAAAAUACGCGGGCUCUACCUAA